UCCUUCUCUCCCCCUCCCUGUUAUCACUCCUCCCUCUCCCAGGAUCCUAUCUGGCCUCUCCCACUGCAGUCUCUCUCCACCGGCCUCAGUCUCUGACCUUCAGCUAGCCUGGGACCAUGCAAGCCUGUCUGCCCAGGUCAUAUCUAACCCCGGUGAGAGAUGAGGAGGCAGAGUCUCAGAGGAAGGCCAGGUCUCGCCAGGCCAGGCAAACCCGCAGAUCCACACAGGGUGUGACCCUGUCUGAACUGAAGGAGGCUCAGAGGACCUACAGUCUGUCUCCUCUGGACAGAGACAGACGGACAGAGGGUGGAUGUAGCAGACUGACUGACAGGUCCUGUCUGCCGGGGAGAGGGUCUACGGAGGACAGAGGAGAGGCCAGCUCCAGCCUGGCCCAGUAUGUGGAGACAGAGGAUCACAGUCCUACAUGGAGCAGGGAGCUAGACGAGCUUGGAAAUCAUAGAUCAAGGCUGGAGACCAUGGAGGCAGAGUAUUCCACUGCAGGACCAGGGCUCAUAUCUCCCUCUGCCAGUGGGCUCUAUACCCUGCCUUUCUCCUCCAGCCUGGCCAUCCGCACAUUCUCCAAAGAAGUUGAAUGGAAAGAUGAAAACCAGAACCCCGUUGAGGAUCCCUCCAAACGUGGCCUCGCCACAAGAGAGAAACAUCUUUGCUUCUGUGACCAAGAGGCCGAUGAAACCUACCAGACUUUUAAGCAUGACAGGGCAUCAAGGUUGGACUCUGGUGGUGGGGACAGCAAGGCUGAACCACUGGGCAGAACCAGCUCCUACACACGGAGGGAGACCAGACUGGCAGCAUUGAACAAGCAAGAGGAUGACACCAGCCCCAGGGACUACAAGAAGAUGUAUGAAGACGCCUUGGCAGAGAAUGACAAGCUCAAGUCCCGGCUGGAUGACAGCAAACAUGAGCUGACCAAGAUCCGCUCCCAGCUGGACAAAGUCAACCAGAAACAGGACAGAAUAUCUGAAAGAUCCACUGUACUUGAAUCAGAAAAAAGGGAAAAACAGGCUCUGGAGAAGAGGGUAACAGACAUGGAGGAGGAGCUCAAGGUCUUGACAGAGCUCAAAUCAGACAACCAAAGACUGAAGGACGAGAACGGGGCUCUGAUUCGUGUCAUCAGCAAGUUGUCCAAGUAAAAGGGUGGUGCCCCCUGUAAAAAGUCAGACACUUCCCUGAUGCUUGCAACGUGUCACUAUCAUUAGCAUUCGGUACCCUCCCACCCUGACACUGAACCAUGGUGCUUAGUGACACCUACCUGCCAGCUGUUCUCAGAGGCAUGGUGAGGAACCUUCCAAAUCCGGAUGACCCCUGCCUCGACCCUUGACCUCUAUGCUCUUAGGCCCACUUCAUACCAGUAGGUCAAAGGUGUGAAGAGCACACAGCGUCCGCACAAAGAGAGUGUUGGUCUGGGGUACAGUAAACUGCCAAGCUCCAGACCAGCAAUCUAAACAAUAUCACAUCCACAUAUUUUACCUGUACAUCACAAACAUACUGUAUUUAUUUUGUGCUUCAUUGUGCACUGCAAAAACAACUUUAUUUUUCUCAAACUACUGAAAAAGCACUCAUAGGAAUUACUUUCAAUAAUCUUUCAUUGCAGUGAUAACAUUACACAUUGCCAUGAAUGCUUCUGAUGUGAGAUGUUGUGACUUGUUUAUGAUUCAUCUUUAUGGUUUGUAGUUCAAUUUCCGUCACAGACCCUUUUCUCUGAGCUGCUCAUCAGUGUGGUCUACUAUAGUCUCUGAGAUGUCAUACUUGUCACAUUUGUUAAGAUAUUUUAAUAAUUUAUUUAUGCAUUUUUUGGUUUAGAAUCUUUGAACCUAUACUCAACUAUAUUUGUACCGAUUAUAGUAUUAAUGUGUCCUAUUAAACCGUACCGUUGGAGCCCACAUAGUAACUUAUGUUGGAAGAUGGACAGCCUCUUUUUAUUUCAAGUGAAACAUGUACAUGAUUUGUAAUGCACAGGGAACAACAUACAAGGGCCUUCUUUAUGUGCCUUUCCUUAAAGACCAAUACAGCUAUCAGUCUAAUGAACUGUACGUAUAUUUAAAGACAGUAUUUUAUGUUGAAAUAACUUUACCAUGUAUGUAAAUGUUAUACGAGACCGAAAUACUGACAUUCUACUUGUACACACAGCUGUGGUUUGAUCACUUGCUUAAUAAACUAUAGAUGGUUAAAUAAUAAA
Molecule: messenger RNA, 2197 nt
Organism: Oncorhynchus nerka (sockeye salmon)
Lineage: Eukaryota; Metazoa; Chordata; Actinopteri; Salmoniformes; Salmonidae
Product: protein phosphatase 1 regulatory subunit 12B-like
Exons: 11
Coding region: 117-1151 (344 amino acids)
Cellular component (GO): Z disc; A band; cytoplasm
Molecular function (GO): protein kinase binding; enzyme inhibitor activity; phosphatase regulator activity
Source: RefSeq, a predicted model, not a curated record